GUUCUAUGCGGUGAAGAGGUGCAUCUGAGCUACAUUGAGCGAUUUUUGUGCAAAGUGCAUUUCUUGUGAGAUCUUGAGAAGCAUAAAACAUAAAGACAAUCAUGAAUCAAGUUGUUGUGAGUGUAUUGCUGGCGCUUUUGGCGCCACAAGUGUUGGCCGUUUCGUUUUGCCCGAACCGGUGCGUGUGUGAUGAUGUGAAGCUGCACGUGACUUGCAGCGAAGGAGAACUGGACGUGUUACCGAUCGCGCUGAAUCCGGCGAUUCAGCGUCUAGUGAUCAAGUUCAAUCGGAUUAAGGCGAUUGAUUCGUCGAUCCAGUUUUACACCGACCUAACCAUGCUGGAUCUCAGCUACAACCACAUGUUGGGAGUACCGGAACGGAUAUUCAUGUAUCAGAAGCAACUGCUGCAGCUGCAUUUGAACAACAACAAAAUUGGCGCCGUCAGCAACAAAACCUUCCAUGGACUAACCGAGCUGCGUGUGCUGAAUCUGCGCGGUAAUUUCAUCAAUGAACUUACGGUGGAGAUGUUCAAGUCCCUUCCCGCUCUGGAAGAAUUGAACCUGGGCCAGAAUCGCAUCGAAAAGUUACACCCGAAUGCGUUCGAAGGUCUGAGUAGUUUGAGAAUUCUGCAUCUGGACGACAACGCGAUCAAUGUGAUCCCUACUCCAUCCUUCCGCCCGCUUAACUUGUUGGCGGAGUUGUUUCUUGGCACAAACACCCUAAGCCAAAUUCAACCUGGAGCAUUUGAGGGACUGCAACAGCUAAGGCGCCUAGAUGUUCGUGGAUCGAUGCUGAUCAACGUGACAAUCGAUACCUUUCGUGGUUUGGAGCACAUUCGAUCGUUAGACAUCUCGGACAAUCAUCUGCUCGCGGUUCCCACGAUUCAGUUGAGUGGACUGAAACGUUUGGAGGAGCUCAAGAUCGGACAGAACGACUUCGAGAUCAUUCCGGAAGGUGCAUUUUAUGGAUUAUCGAAUCUCCGGAAGAUCGACAUCUCCGGUGCGUUGAAUCUCAAGCGCAUUCAGGCUGGCGCUUUCUCCGCCAACACCAAUCUGGACUCCAUCACCAUCGCUUCCAAUAAGAUCCUGACCGACAUCGAGGAGGGAGCUUUCGCUGGAUUACCACACAUCGAGAAUGUCAUCCUGCGCGACAAUGCGAUCAGAAGCGUUCGCGAAGAGUUGCUCCCUUGGAAGCAGCUGCGCAACUUCGAUCUUUCGGAAAAUCCCCUGGUGUGCAACUGUCAUCUUCAAUGGUUGAGAAACAUGCUGCGCCAGAAGCCGGUCGAGGCAGAGCAGAACCAUGUCACCUGCGAAUACCCGGAACGACUGAAUGGGGAAGCUCUCCGUGAUAUCAGCCCGGAACUGCUCGGCUGCCAUCAAAAUCAAUCCAAGGAGCGUGCCGUCUUUGGAGCAGUUCUGGUCGCUUCGGCUGCUUCCCUCACCACUUUUGUGCUUGUAGUCUACCGGCUGCGCCAUCGCCUCGUCGACAUGUUAGGACCGAACUGGCACAACCACCGCAACACGCUCCGAGAGGAGAAGGAUCCCGAAUUUGGCAAAUGCUUCGAUGAGAUUGAAUACUGUCAACCAAGCCUCAACAUCUACAGCUAUCAGUAUCAUCAUUCGUACCCACAGCGGCCCGUCCCGUGUCCGCCACAAAGUGUCCAGGACCAUAUCUACGAGAUGCCCAUCCCUGUGUCAGAUCUGUGAAAAGCUGCUACAAAUAAGGGACCAUUGGGUCCACAUGGGAUCGACUAAAGAACGCGCGCUAUUUGCGCGCACAUCGGGAAGCAGCCUUCAAUCAUGGGACAACGUCAAAUUGCCUGCCUAACCUGCAGGAAUGGCCUCGGGGUAUUCGAAGGCCACACUCCCUACUGUGCAUGCAUGCUGCAGAAGCAGUAAUUUAAUAUGGCCGAUAGGGCAAAAAGAGUAGAAUCGUAACUCCAAUUUGAAUAUUGUUGUUUUUCCCCCCGCUCAAACGGCACCACUUCGCAUGGGUCGUCGUGUAUGUAAGUGCCCUCGAAAAAACAAAAAAAAACAAAAAGGGACGAAAGAGCAAAACAAGACAAAAUA
This is a messenger RNA of Toxorhynchites rutilus septentrionalis, 2069 nucleotides long. RefSeq names its product insulin-like growth factor-binding protein complex acid labile subunit. Gene Ontology annotation, molecular function: protein binding. The transcript has a single exon. The record is from RefSeq and is a predicted model, not a curated record. Lineage: Eukaryota; Metazoa; Arthropoda; Insecta; Diptera; Culicidae. Bases 102 to 1706 code for a protein of 534 amino acids.